UAUCCCUCCUGGAAGUUUCCCAAUAAAGUGUCCUGUGAUCUGGAUCUGGUGGCUUUGCUGGAGCAUUAUGACUAUGUGGAGAAUGACCCUGAAUUUACCCAGCAUUCCCAUGUAAUGCUCCUCGAACUGGUGAUUGACAGAAGAAAUCUAACAGGAGGGACAUCUCUGCACUGAAGUCUACCCUGCAAGACGUGAAAGCUGAGAAUGAGCAUUUGAAAAGCUGCUCACCCAUGAUUUCAGAAUCAGGUGCAUCAUUAGCCAGUGCCCAGUCAACCCUCUCAUGUCUACAACAAACCAUCCAUGGGCCAGACUGUGAUUUCUCAGACACCUCGCAGCCACGGUCUGCAUAUGGUGUCACCAAGAAUGUCUGUAGUGUCCAUUCUCAGACAAUUGAGUCAUCUCUGGUGCCCUGCGAUGCAUGUGCAAGUGGCCAGGCCAGCCUCCGGGAGGUCGGUAAAGCCAUCAUCAGCAUCUGCCACAGCCAGAACAUCCCCUCAUCCCUGGGCAAAUUCCAAGAGAUGGUUGAGGAGACCCUAGGCAACAAGCCACUCACCGCUAUGGACAUAAGUUUCUGGGCAUCAGAACAGAGCAAAGACCUCUCCCGUAUCAACAAACAUCUUGGGGGGCUGAUGCAGCUGAUAAACCCUUUGAAGGCAGAGCUGGAAGAAUCUGAGAAACAGAAGGAUGAACUGAGGAAGCAGGUUGAGGACUUUGACAAGCUUCUUCAGAAGGAGAAUGAGACCCAGGAACGGCAGAGGAAGGCGGCUGAGCAGUACUUGGAGGAAAAGAUCAAAGAGAAUUUGCAGAUCACAGCCAAACUGGAGAAGGACAAGGAAGAUCUACGGACAGGAGCUGUUGUGCUGGAGGAGAGAAUUUCCAUCUUGAAAGAAGAGCUGCUGUCACAGCAAGCUACCAUGCGAGAGCUGGAGCUGACCAAAAGCACCCUGCUGGAGGAGAUGAGGACUAAGAUGGCCCACAAGAGCCAGAUGACGAAGCUGGAAGACCAAGUGCAGCUGCUAACCAGCCAGUUGGAGAACGCAAGCCACACGCUCAGUGGGGCCACCACCCAGCUGGACAAGGAGAAGGCCAAAGUGGAAAGCAUGCUCAGGCAUGAGGAGUCGCUCCAGGCCAAGCAGAGGGCCCUGUUGCAACAGCUGGACUGCCUGGAUCAGGAGUGUGAGGAGCUGAGGGCCAGCCUAGGCGAAGCGGAGGACGACAAGGCUAAGCUGGAGCAACAGCUGAAGGAGACACAGGCUGAGAAGCAGCAGGUUCAGAGCCAGCUCGAAGCCCAGCAGCAGCUAAUGGAGAACCUGCAGCAGGAGAAGCUGAGCUUCGAGCAGUCUACAUCUGAACUACUCAGGAACAUCUCUGAGCUGGAUGAGCUGCUCCAGGAGCUGAAGGAGAGGGAGAGGCUGCUGGUGUCCUUUCCAGACCUCCACAUCCCUGCUGAGGCGCAGUUUGAGAGCACUGGGGACAUCGCUGAUGACAUGGAAAAGCAGCUGCAGGCGAACAACAUCCGCAUCAGCGUUCUGGAGGAAGAGAACUCGCGGCUCAGGACUGCACUAGCCAAAAUGAAAGAAACGGCCCAGGAAGGAGUGUUAAGGCAACCCUUCCCUCGCACACAGACCUCCAAGCAGCACAGUGCCCCAUCGGCUUGCGAGUGGCCAAGCCAGCAGCCAGAGCACAGCACUCCAGAGACCGCCAAGCAGCCAUCUAAAGCCAUCCUCCGCAGAGGCCACGUGGAAGGCAAUGUCCUGCGUCUCCCUUCCAGUCGAGAACUCGGCCAUCAACACUUACGCCAGACUGAAAGGGAAAGGCAGCGCAGCCAGAGUCCAGGCCCGCUCAGCUCACAGCCCCAAGAACCACCAGAAAUAGAACCCCAGGAGAGCAACCCCUGCUGGAGGUGUUCAGCUAGGGACACAAAUAAAGCUGUUUACUGUUCAUCCCCAAGGCUCCCUCCGAGUGCAGGGCUGCUGUCUGUGACAGUGAAAGAGCUGCAAAAGGGCUGUGCCACGUGGGAGCCCAGGGCUUCUCUGCCACUCACUGCUUCCUAACUGAGAUGGGCCACCUGCUGGAGUCAGGUAGGUCAGCUUGUGGGGGACGCAAGUUUGCAGAUGACACUAAACUGG
Chrysemys picta bellii (western painted turtle) is the source of this 2129-nucleotide messenger RNA. Lineage: Eukaryota; Metazoa; Chordata; Testudines; Emydidae. The record is from RefSeq and is a predicted model, not a curated record.